Cavia porcellus (domestic guinea pig) is the source of this 1738-nucleotide messenger RNA. RefSeq names its product exonuclease 5 (gene Exo5). Gene Ontology annotation, biological process: interstrand cross-link repair. Lineage: Eukaryota; Metazoa; Chordata; Mammalia; Rodentia; Caviidae. Gene Ontology annotation, molecular function: single-stranded DNA 5'-3' DNA exonuclease activity. The transcript is spliced from 3 exons. The record is from RefSeq and is a predicted model, not a curated record. Bases 228 to 1385 code for a protein of 385 amino acids. Gene Ontology annotation, cellular component: nucleus.
GUCUGGCCAGCACCGCACAAAUUGCGUGGAGAGUGAGGAAGUGGCAGGUCUGCAGGCAGCACGGAACCCCUCAGCGAGACAGAAGACCAGAGGAAUCAGGAUAUGGUCAACUAACUGUUUCCAAGGUGUGGGAAAAAGGAAGAAUUUGGGCAAGUGCCUCAAGAGAGAAGAAUAGAAAGUACAUUUUGAGGGUAUUUUAUCUGGACAGUGCAUUUCUUUAAUAUGUCAUGCGGGGCCCUCCUUGCCUAAGCCAGAGCCGUGUGAUGACAGAGACUGGGGAAGAAGAGAAUGUGUCAGCAGAAGCCUCAGGGUUCUCAGACAUGAGUGACUCAGAGUUCCUAGAGAUUUUGGACCUGGAAGAUGGCAAAGAAUCAAGUGCUUUACUUAGCAAGCCUGGGCCUUCUUCUGAACUCUCUGGGAAGGAUGACAAGCCUAUGUGCUUGCCAAACUGGAAAAGAGGAUUGGAUGUCUUGUCACCUAUGGAAAGAUUUCAUCUAAAAUAUUUGAAUGUCACUGAUCUGUCUACUCAGAACUGGUGUGAAUUGCAAAUGGUAUAUGGGAAGGAGCUUCCUGGGUUUUUGACACCUGAGAAGGCAGAUGUUUUGGACACUGGUGCCAGCAUCCAUCUGGCUAGAGAACUAGAACUUCAUGACCUUGUGACUGUCCCCAUCACUGCUAAAGAAGAUGCUUGGGCAAUUAAGUUUCUAAAUAUACUGACAAUGAUUCCUAGCCUGCAAUCAGAAGGCUGCAUUAGAGAAUUUCCAGUGUUUGGGGAAGUGGAGGGUGUGUUUCUUGUUGGUGUGAUUGAUGAGUUGCACUAUACAACCAAGGGAGAACUGGAACUGACUGAACUCAAGACACGUAAGCGCCCUUUGCUUCCUCUGGAUGCUCAGAAAAAGAAAGACUGUUUUCAAGUAAGCUUAUACAAAUAUAUCUUUGAUGCCAUGGUGCAAGGGAAAGUGACCCCAUCUAGCCUAAUCCACCAUACAAAAUUGUGUCCAGACAAACCACUGGGGCCUCCUGUGCUGAGGCAUGCCCAGCAGGAAGGCUUCUCUGUGAAGUCUUUGGGUGACCUCAUAGAACUGGUCUUCUUGUCUCUCACACUGUCUGACCUUCCAGUUAUUGAUAUCCUAAAGAUUGAAUAUAUCCACCAAGAGACUGCCACUGUGCUAGGUACAGAAAUUGUAGCCUUUGAGGAGAAGGCAGUGAGAGACAAGGUACAGCAUUAUAUAGCCUAUUGGAUGGGCCACCGAGAGCCUCAAGGGGUUGAUGUGGAAGAGGCUUGGAAGUGUCGUACGUGCAACUUUACAGACAUCUGUGAGUGGAAGAAAGGUGGGGGAGUACUUGGUUCUACACUGGAGCUGCAGACCAAAAAAGCCAAGUAAAUAGAAGUUAUGCUUUCAGAAAUUCUUAUCUUUCCUACUCCUAAUGUACCUGAGUAAAAAAGGACUAGUCUUUGAGCUUGGCUUUCACGGGUAUUGUUCUUACUUUUUGUAUUCUGAACUGUCUAAUCUACCGAAAUCUAGACUGCAAAGCUCAGGGAUGAAUGGGAAAGAUCAGGGGUUAUAAUGUCCCUGGAGCUUUGACAAGGAUUAUUAAGAAGAUAAAUGGCCAAUGACUGGAGCAGAAGUAUCUUUCAACAAAUGUCUUCCUAAGAAAAUUGUUGUCGUUCUGAUAAAUUUUUUUCAUAAUCAAGACUUUCUACAUUUUGUAUAGUAAAAUGAAAUGCUGUCCAGGA